Messenger RNA from Bolinopsis microptera, 2685 nucleotides. RefSeq names its product coiled-coil domain-containing protein 22 homolog. Gene Ontology annotation, biological process: positive regulation of ubiquitin-dependent protein catabolic process. Gene Ontology annotation, molecular function: cullin family protein binding. The record is from RefSeq and is a predicted model, not a curated record. NCBI's taxonomy places the organism in Eukaryota, Metazoa, Ctenophora, Tentaculata, Lobata, Bolinopsidae. The transcript is spliced from 5 exons. Bases 579 to 2402 code for a protein of 607 amino acids.
GUAUUUUGAAUUUUCUUGAACCAACGUGGUCAUUUUUAAUGAAUCAUAAUAAUUAUUAACAAUUAAUCACCUUUGAAAAAAUACUGGCCUGGCCGUGCAUUAUAAGACAGAAUAAACUUGAACCACUCCUAAUUCUAAACUACAAGAUUUAAAUGUUAAACUACUUCCCUGCUAAAUGCCGCAUAUUAUAAUGCAAAAUUAUAUAUUAUACUAAGUUACCCACUACAACUCUCGAUUAUACAGUCUCCAUCUAAUUUUACCUAUUUUCUAAUCAAAGCAUCUUGGUACAAAUUACCUUUAGCCCGCACCCUGUCCAAAUGUAAUGAACAACUUAACCGCUCACAAACUGUUUAGUGUUUAACAGCACAGUGUUACAGUGUUACAGUGUUACACUGUAACACUGUAACCCUGACUGUAACACUCUAACACUCUAACAGUUUCUGUACAACAUUCGCGCUCAUUUUGUUAAUAAGUAGGGAUAUAAUCAUAGUGGAUGAAUUGUUACCAGGUAACUUUUAACAAAGUACAAAAGUAAGGACCCAUCACACCUAACCCCUCACUAUAAUAACACAGGAAGAAUGGAACAAGUAGAUCAGAUCAUUAUAGUAACUCUACGGGAUCUAGGACUUGAUAUUGACAGUGCGGAGAUAGUAUCUAUAUCCCAGUUCAAUGACCAGCUGGUAGUGCAGAGUGUAGCACGAUGUCUCAACAUUAUCAACAACAAUAAGAAUAAACUACCGGAGAAGUUGCCUGAGGGCAUGGCUCGGAGAUACAGAGUUGGGAUUGAACUUGCUAACGCUUGUAAAGAGUUAGGUUACAAAGCAGAUCUAGGGUACGAAACAUUCCUCUACUCUAACGAGGUAGAGAUAAGGCGACUUUUAAUGUUCCUGGUAGAGAACUUACCACGUGCGCGGCAGGACUCAGACGACGGCGACAUCUCCACCACAACCUCUCUUAAAACUAACAUUGCGAAGGAACUGCGGAGACAACUGCAACAGCCAUGGUUACCCGCACGUUGUCAUGGCAACAAUGUGGUGUGGGACGGAAACAGGAAAACAGGAAGUUACCACUACGUUGGUGGGUUUAGACAGUUCACUGCUCAGAAUCUUAAGAAAAGUGACAAAUGUUUGGGUUUACAGUGUGGUCCAGAUCAGCUCCUCUCCAGUCUACUUCAACUCUCUACCAAACUAAACCAGGAGCUUGAUGUAUCCAACAUGAGCUUCACCCAGUCACAGAACAGCUCACCCUCCAAACUGAAGAGUGACGUGUAUCAACUCAUCAGAGCAGCUGGAAGUGAAGCACAGAUCGCUGCUGAUAGUGGGGAGCUGAGCGCUAAGAUGGAGACACUACAAGUAACAUCAGCUGCUGAUAGUAGUCGAGAGCACAGUAUCUUCAAGUUAACAGAGAAUGUGUUGCGUGGUAGUAAGGAGGCGGAGGAGGCGGAGACACCUGUGCAGGAGGAGGACGAGGAGGAUCUUAUCAGACAACACGAAGCAGAAAGAGACACACUAAUGGAGACUCUGGAACAACUGAACAAGAAACAAAGCGACAGUAAAACUAAGAUAGAGACAGCCAACAAGAGGUUGGAAGAACUGGAGAAGAAGAAGAAACAGAGGGAGGAAGAAGUUGAGAAACUGAAGGGAGAGUUCCUGUUGAAGAGGAAGACGCUGCAGUUAGUUCCGCAGGAGAAGAACGCGGUGGUGGCUAUGAAGGAGAGGGUGGAGAGUGCUAAAUCUGAUACCUCUAGUGUUAAAGCGUUGUGGGUAACAAAAGAAGCAGACCUGGUAUCAGAAGUGGAACUGCUAGGGACAGAUCUGAGGACGAAGCAGCUGCAAACAUCAGAGUAUAUAGAGGAUGUUAGAAUGAUGAGGGAGGAGAUUAGUGAGCUAGUGUCUAGUAUUGAGAGCAAGGAAAUUAUUGCAGCGGAGCUGGAUAGUAAAGUUGCCAGCUUACCUAACAGUAUAAACAGGAACACACACACAAUGAAGAUACUAGAUAUAGUUGACAAGAUUAAACGACAAAAGGAACACAUCACUACAAUACUCAGCGAAACUAAAUUAGUACAAAAGGAGAUUAACAACUUAAACGGUAAAAUCGAGAGAUCCUUCAUAGAAACGGACGAGAUUAUCUUCAGAGAUGCUAAGAACAACGACCAGUGCAGGAAAGCGUAUAAGCUCCUCGCAAACCUUCAAUCAGAGUUUAACGCGCUAGUGCGAGGGUUGGACGAUAUAGGGAGUAUCAACAGAGAACUGAGAGACAUUGAGGAUUUGUUACAUAGAGAGAGGGAGAAGAAAACGGGGGAACAGAUCAAGAAGGUCGCUAAGGAUCUGGCUGCUGUUGCUAAGGAUAAUGAUAAAAUGAUUUCUGCUAUUAAAUCUGCUAAGGCUAGCAAGAAGUCUUGAUUUUGGUGUGUUUUUUAUGUGUUAAAUUUAUGUGGUUGAUUGAAAGCCUGGUGCAUUUUUUCACAUACUGAUUUUGUGUAGUUUCGUCGGUUUCUUUUUCUAUUAUGAUUGACUGAGCUGGGAAUUUUUGGCUUUUUGAGUCCACAAAUUACUUGACUCGUUUUUAAGGUUUUGUACAAUAAUUUAAGAGAUGUGUGAAUUUUAUUUUGACUUAUCAGAUAGUUUUUUAUGUUAUUGAAUUGUUAAUUAAUUAACUUAAUUAAUUUUACUAUGUUCCUUGAUC